Molecule: messenger RNA, 1404 nt
Organism: Cavia porcellus (domestic guinea pig)
Lineage: Eukaryota; Metazoa; Chordata; Mammalia; Rodentia; Caviidae
Product: ral guanine nucleotide dissociation stimulator-like
Exons: 5
Coding region: 471-1040 (189 amino acids)
Source: RefSeq, a predicted model, not a curated record
AUACAAAAUGUCAAAACGUGCACCAGUCACUGAGGGUCUGCUCAGCCUCCAGGCUGCUGCUGUGCUGUGGGCUGUAGGACACAUGGGUCUCCCCUCUCUCUGGGGCCAGGCGGGGAGGGGGGCAAACAUGCUGUGGUUCUGGAGGCUGCACUAAAUGCAGGGAAAAGGGACCCUCGGUCUGUGCUGAGGACACAGCAGCUCUUCAGAACAAACGAAGCAGAAGGUCCCUGCUGCCACCUGGAGGACAGUGCCCUCAGGAAUCCCAGAUGUCCCCAAAGUGGCAAAGAGCCAGGCAAAGCCUGAGUGAGAGGGAGCAGCCAGCAGGUUUGGUUGUCUUUGCAGGUGAAGCUGGGGCAAGGGAACAACAGGAAGUGACCUCACUUCCUUGACAACGCACAAAACAGAACCUGGAACCCGAGGCUGGUUACCUCUAGUUACUUGAGCAGAGAUUCAACAGCCAGGAGGAUAUUAUGGUGCUGUCUCCCAGAUGGCUUAGGCGCCGGCCACAAGAGCCAGUGGGGUGGGGGCUUGUCCAAAUGCAGACACAGUGGGACACCUGUCGGCCCAUGAGCCUCAGGCGUAUUAACUCGAGGACUCCAAAGGUGACACAGGACAGCCCACAACAGGGACGAAAGGAGUCCAGCCCAAAGCUGGAGAAGGCUGGCCUGGUGAGGACCCUGGAGCCAGGCACCCUGAAGAAGCUGGUGAACCACCUGGUGCCUGCCCAGUUGUGCAGAGACCCCUUCUUUGUACCUGCCUUCCUGGCCAUCUACAGGAGGUUCGCCACUCCACUGCAGGUGCUGGACCAGCUCUUCCUCAGGUACCGCUUCUUCCACCCCGACUCUGAGGAGGACCAGCAGAACAAGAGGGCUCUGAGCUCCAUCCUGGAGACCUGGCUGCUCCAGUACCCGGGAGACUUUGCCCUGUACCCAGGCCUGGCCAGCCUCAGGCAGCUCGUGGCCUAUGCCCUCAUCAACCUGCCAGACUCGGAUAUCAUCCUGCAAGUGUGCAGACUCCCGACCCGACUUGGAGCCCACUGAGUAGGAUCCCAUUCCAUGGUAGCUCUAGGUGCAGCAGUGCCUUCCCCAGCAGCAGCUCUGGACAGAUCCCAGGAGCUGGGGGAGGGCAGGAGCUGCCAGCGCCUUCUGUGCUGCUGCACGAGCUGGAGCUGCAGGGCAGCAGCCACCCAACCUGACCCCAUACCCACCUGGCAGCUCCUUGUCUGGCUGCAAGGCCUCUGCAGCCUGCUCAGGCCUCACCACCAUGCGGGGCUUCCUCCGCAGGGCCCUCUGUCCCUCCCAUGGGAAUAUCUCCUCGUGGUGCCUUCCCUGUUUUCCUGUUUCCAUCUUUCCCCCAUUUAUGUAGCAUUUAUUUUAAUAAAAUUGAACAGCUCCUGUAUUUUAA